UUUACUCCUUCCAUUACCCUUCUUCCUGGCGCUUUCUCCCUCCAAUUUUAUAUUUUUCUAGUUACAUGUCAGUCAUGUUCUAUCUCCCGCCAUUAAAAUCAUUUCUUUCAAGCUCAUUUUCACUCUCAACCAUUAUCUUCAUCUCUCUUUCUCUCUAUUCUUUACACAUUUCUUUUUUUAUUUCCAAAUCAAAGAACCAGUUGAAAUUUUAAAAAUUCAAAAUUAUACCGUCAUCACGAGUACAGAUUGAAAUGGUAAGUAGAUAAAGGUAGAAGAUGAAGGGAUGCUUUGAAGGAUACGACCGUUGGUAGCUUUUAUGAAGGAGAUAAUGAUAUUUGUUCUUAUAAACCCUAAAUCAAAUCUGACGUCAAGUAGGCUUUGAAUUUAUCCUAAACCUAUCAAUUAAGGAAAAAUGAGAAAAUUGUUUCUCACAUUCCUUAUAAUCGUUUUCACAAUCAAUUAUUACCUAUUCAUUCAUCUUCCCGUAAUCUUCUGUAAAAGGAAAAAAAAAAUCAUGAGGAUAAGGAGAAUUGAGAAACAUCGAAUUUGGAAGGAUGACCAAAAUUGAAUGUUACUAUAAAUCAAGCAGCUCUGAUUUUAACCUGGCCGUCAUCCUAUGUAGUGAAUUUCUUAUUGUAAUGUUUACUAGAGAAAACCCUUAAUUUCUUUAUCUUUUUCAUCCUCUUCUUUGAGCAGCCUCCAUUUCUGAAGAACUAUAAAAGCUUGCUUACUGGCUUGAAGUUGGGAUUCUGGACAUUUAUUGAGGAAUGGGGAGAAAAAGGAAUGCAAGUGCUGACAAUUUGACUUCCGAUUUUCUUAAAACCAAUGGGCACAGUAGUGAAGCGAAAAAAGGAAAAUUAGUUGAAGAUGGAGAUGAAGCCGACAGGGAAACUGCAUUGGCUUCUCGGAGAAUAACAAAACGUUCUGCAGAAAGAAUGAUUCGUCUGUCUGAGAAAAAUGACCUCGUGGUUCCAAAAAUGGAGCCUACUGUUGAAAAUGAGAGAACUGCUAUUGGUUUGACAACAGGGCAUGAUGAUCCCAGACCUAAUCGACGUCUCAUAGACUUCAUCUUUCAUGAUGAAGAUAGGAAACCACAACCUUUAGAGAUGCUGGAAGUUACAAACCUGUUUAUUACCGGUGUAAUCCUGCCACUAGAGUCUUGUGGUGACCUGAAUAAUAAUAAGGGGGUAAGAUGUGAAGGUUUUGGUCGUAUUGAGUCGUGGGAUAUCUCUGGCUAUGAUGAUGGCACACCAACUAUUUGGAUAUCCACAGAAAUAGGUGAUUAUGAUUGUGGGAAUCCUGCUGCAUCCUACAAGAAAACUUAUGGGCUUUUGUACGAGAAGGCACGUGCAUGCAUUGAAACUUACAAAAUACUCUCCAAGUCUUUAGGAGGUAAUCCUGAUAUAACUUUUGAUGAAUUGAUUGCUUCACUAGUUCGCUCAAUGAGUGGAAGUGAAAAUUUUCUGCGAAGUGCCUCUAUCAAAGACUUCAUCCUUUCACAGGGUGAGUUUAUUUAUAACCAGCUAAUUGGAUUGGAAAAUACAUCCAAUAAGGAAGAUCAUAAAUUUUUGGACCUGCCCGUGCUUCUCACCCUUCGCAAUGAGGGUAAAAAGAGGAGGGCAUCUGCACCGCAGAUUGUGGAUCCCUUAUACCGGGCACCUUAUACGUGCUUGAUAAUGCGGGCAGCUCCUAUUGAACGCCCAAAGAACCGGCGGUCUAGGAAUAAGAAGAAAAGCACAGGGCAAGCUACUUCAAACAAGUGCUACAUCAUGAUUAAUGAAGAUGAAAUUGCAGCAGACUAUCCUCUCCCUGUAUACUACAAGCCUAACGAUGACGAGAUCGAUGAAUACAUCAUUUUUGACAAUGAUAUGGAUGUCAUUACUUUAAAUGGGCAGCCUAAGAACACGCUUCAUAAUUGGUCACUUUAUAACUCCGACUCACGAUUAGUUUCUUUGGAACUUCUUCCAAUGAAGCCUUGUGACGUUGAUGUUGCCAUUUUUGGGUCCGGAAUUGUCAAAAAUGACAAUGAUAGUAGUUUUUGUUUUGAUGCUGAUGAUCAAUCUUCAUCAGUUUCUUCUGAGGCACGGGUUAUGGGUGGAAUUCCUAUUUAUUUGGGUACUAUAAAGAAAUGGAUGAUUAAUGUUACCGAUUCCAUAGUAUGCAUAUCACUUAAAACCGAGAAAGCUUGGUAUAGGCUUGGGAAGCCAUCAGAGCAAUAUGCUCCUUGGUAUGGACCAGUUAUUAAAACAGCAAGGCUAGCAGCUGGCAUCAUUACACUGUUGAAAGAGCAGACUCAUGUGGCACAUCUGUCCUUUGAAGAAAUUGUCAUAAGAGUGGCAGAGUUUGAAGAGAACCACCCUGCAUUCAUAUCAAAAAAUCAUGCUAUGGUAGAAAGGUACAUGGUUGUCCAUGGUCAGAUCUUACUUCAACAGUUCUAUAAGUAUCCCUAUGAUACAAUCCGGAACUGCUCUUUUGUGACUGAUCUUUACAAUAAAAUGCUUGCAAGGCAUCACUCAAAAUGGAUAGUGAAGAAGGCUUUGAUAGGGACAGGAAAAAACUUGAAUCCUAUAGCUAAUAUGGUUCCCAUUGCUAGAAUGAAGUUAAUGCCAGCCACAACCACUAGAUUGAUCUACAGAAUAUGGAGAGAAUUUUAUUUAAAAUUUUCAUUGGAGGAGUCCAAGCAGGGAGUUGCUUCUUACCUGAAAAAGGAAGAAGAUUUCGAGGAGGAAAAGGAAUUGAGAGUCUUUGAUGAGAAAACUAGCAAAAUAUAUGGUUCAAGUGGGAAUAGAACACUUACAUAUUCCUAUCAGGAUAACAAAUGUGUGAGAGAGCCAAUACCUAAAAUCAGUGCUAGUGAGACCUUCUGCAAACAGGCCAAUGUUUUUGGAUAUACAAUUGGUGUUGGGGCUUGCGUCCUUGUUGAAAUGGUCAAGUCAGAAGAUCUGCCCUCCAUCUAUUUUGUGGAAUAUAUAUUUGAAAUAAAAGGUGGCAAAAAAAUUGCCCAUGGACGACUGAUGCUUAGAGGAUCUCAAACUAUUCUUGGUAAUGCUGCUAAUGAGAGAGAACUAUUUUUGACACAUGAUUGCUUUGAGUUUGAAUUGGAGGAUAUUAAACAAAGCAUACAGGUUGAAAUUCGCCAGGUUCCAUGGGGAUAUCAGCACCGGAAUGCUAAUGCUGUAAUUGACAAGAUUGUCAGGGAAAAUGCAGUGGAGAGGAAGAGAAAAGGGUUACCAUUAGAAUAUUACUGCAAAAGCUUGUAUCAUCCUGAUAAAGGUUUCUUUUCUUGUAUACCAAACAACUCAAUGGGAAACGGAAAUGGUACCUGUGACGCUUGCAACGCCAAAGAAGCUAAAAAAGGUAAAAAACACCUAAAAGUGAACUCCUCUGGAUCUUGCUUUAUUUAUGAUGGAGCUGAGUACACUGCUGAGGACUUUUUCUAUGUUGCUCCACAACAUUUUGCGGAAGAUAAGAAGGAGAAUGUAACUUUAAGUAGUAGCAGUAAUGUGGGCUUGAAACCCUAUGUGAUUUGUCAGCUCUUGGAGAUUAAGAUUUCUAAGGCUUCUCAGAAAUAUGAUCUCGAGUCUGUAAAGAUUUUCGCAAGGAGAUUUUUCAGACCAGAAGACAUCUCAGCAGAGAAAGCGUAUCACUCCGACAUUCGUGAGGUUUACUUAUCUGAAGAACAAUACUUAUUGAAUGUAGCUGCCAUCCAAGGGAAGUGUUACGUCAGAAGAAAGCAUGAUAUAUCAUCUUUAGACUAUCCUGCUAUCUAUGAUCACAUCUUCUUCUGUGAACAUCUUUAUGACGCUAACUCUGGAGCUAUCAAACAGUUGCCUAGCAAUAUCAGACUUCACUCGGUGUUUGAUGAGUCCAUGUCCAGAAAGAAGGAAAAGGGCAUAGAAGGUGAUCAUGUUGAAGAUGUAAAUCAAAAGGGUGAAUCUUUGACGAAGCGAUUGGCAACUCUUGAUAUCUUUGCUGGUUGUGGUGGUCUUUCUGAAGGUUUGGAACAAUCAGGUGUUGCACAAACCAAAUGGGCAAUUGAGUGCGAGGAGCCAGCAGGUGAAGCAUUCAACCUAAAUCAUCCAGGGGCUUCAGUGUUCGUAAACAAUUGCAAUGUGAUCCUUAGGGCAAUCAUGUCAGCUUGUGGGGAUGAUGAUGACUGUAUAUCUGCUCCUGAAGCUUGUGAGGAGGCUAGGAGGCUAGAUGAGAAGGUUAUCAAGGAUUUUCCUAAACCUGGGCAAGUGGAUUUUAUUAUUGGAGGACCCCCAUGUCAGGAUUUUUCAGGAAUGAAUAGUUUCAGCGAAAUUGCUUGGAGUAAGGUUCAAUGUGAAAUGAUCCUGGCCUUUCUAUCAUUUGCUGAUUAUUUCCGUCCUAAAUAUGUGCUUUUGGAGAACGUGGGGAAUUUUGUAUCAUUCAACAAAGGGCAGGCAUUUCGUUUAUCCCUGGCUUCUCUUCUUGAGAUGGGUUAUCAGGUUAAAUUUGGUAUUCUUGAAGCCGGAGCAUUUGGUGUUUCCCAGUCACGUAAACAUGCGUUUAUCUGGGCUGCACCUCCUGAAGAGACGCUGCCUGAUUGGCCCCAGCCAAUACAUGUUUUUGCUGGUCCGGAGCUCAAUGUAACUUUGAAUACCAAUACUCAGUUUGCUGCUGUGCGAAGUACAGCAACUGGUGCUCCCUUCCGUUCAAUUACAGUCAGGGAUACUAUUGGAGAUCUGCCUGCUGUUGGAAAUGGGGCUUCUCUAGCAAUUAUGAAGUUCAAAAAUGAGCCUGUAUCGUGGUUUCAUAAAAUGAUCAGAGGGGAUAUGAUGGCUAUAACGGAUCACAUAUCUAAAGAAAUGAACGAGUUAAAUUUAAUACGCUGUCGAAUUAUUCCAAAACGACCUGAUGCCAAUUGGCGAGACCUUCCAGAUGAGAAGAUUAAGCUGUCUACUGGACAGAUGGUUGAUACGGUUCCAUGGUACCUGCCCACGGAAAGGCACAAUCAGUGGAGGGGUCUAUUUGGACGGUUGGAUUGGGAAGGAAACUUUCCGAGCUCCAUCACUGAUCCACAAUCUAUGGGCAAGAUUGGGAUGUGCUUUCAUCCUGAUCAGGAUAGGAUAGUCACAGUUCGUGAAUGUGCUCGAUCUCUUGGCUUUCCCGAUAACUAUAGGUUUGCUGGUAAUAUCCAAGACAAGCACAGGCAAAUUGAUAGUGCAGUUCCACCACCUUUGGCCUUUGCGUUGGGUAGGAAACUCAAAGAAGCUGUUGACAAGAAAGGUUCGGUUUGAUAAUGUCGUGAUUCCGAUGCAACAAAUCGUUCCAAGUUCAUCAUUCUCCUGGAUGUGAUGUACUAGAUUCCUUCUUUGUUCUCCAUUAAACUACACAGAACUGAGUUUUUGAAGUUUGAACUAUAAUUAGUUUACAAGUGCAUUAUAUUUAUGGAUUUCAAUUGUGUUUUUUACUCUAAACAACACAACAUAAACAGACCGUCGUUAACAUUUUAAAACACAAAAUAUUACAGGGAUUUGAGACCUUUAUAAGUUUGUAUUUGAUAUUAAAGUAUUUUUUUCAUAUUUCUUUUAAUAAUAUAUGGGUGUGUUUUUUCUAGUUUUGUU
Amaranthus tricolor (Joseph's coat) is the source of this 5588-nucleotide messenger RNA. RefSeq names its product DNA (cytosine-5)-methyltransferase 1B-like. The record is from RefSeq and is a predicted model, not a curated record. Lineage: Eukaryota; Viridiplantae; Streptophyta; Magnoliopsida; Caryophyllales; Amaranthaceae. The transcript is spliced from 13 exons. Gene Ontology annotation, cellular component: nucleus. The coding region runs from base 768 to 5261 and encodes 1497 amino acids. Gene Ontology annotation, molecular function: DNA (cytosine-5-)-methyltransferase activity; chromatin binding.